Molecule: messenger RNA, 2647 nt
Organism: Annulohypoxylon truncatum
Lineage: Eukaryota; Fungi; Ascomycota; Sordariomycetes; Xylariales; Hypoxylaceae
Product: pH-response regulator protein palH/rim-21
Exons: 1
Coding region: 295-2565 (756 amino acids)
Biological process (GO): cellular response to pH
Cellular component (GO): plasma membrane
Source: RefSeq, a predicted model, not a curated record
GAAAGGAACCGAUUGAGUGAUCGAAUUCUGUUGCGCGAAACCGAACCCAAAACCAAAACGAUCGGAAUCCUCGGGCGAAGACGAAUAUAUACCGCAACACGAGCAAUCCGUACCUGCACCCUAUCGCCAGUAAGAUUCGACCGAAUCGAGCGAAUUGACCACGUAACACCCGAUCCGUCGCGUUUUCGAAGGCCUCCGCAGGCUAUUCCCAAUUCCAUGGCGAGUGCCUCGCGAUAGCAUCACAAGUGCCUUUACGUCGCCUAAGCGGCUGGCUGCUUGGCCUGUCUAUCCGAGAUGGAUUCGCCGCGUAUCCUGCCGCCUAGAGUGGCGGCUACCACGACAUCUUGCGCACCUUUUACUAUUACGUCAAAUGGUGUAUUAUCAAUUCCAGGAGCCGACCCGACGACCUUGACGGCCGACGCUGUCUACUCACCCCUAUGUACGACUACCGCGGUGGCCCAACCCGCCAUUAUCGCGAAUGGAGGAUUUGAUUUGGACCAAACAACAUCUGCCUCUAAUCCACAGUUCUCCGACCUUCGCGACCCAUUUUAUGCUUCGAUAUUUCCCCAAUGCUAUGCCUUAGCUGCAACGACUGUUUUGGCCUACUUGCUUCUUAUCAUGCUUUUUAUCGCGCCACGAUCCUUUCUUGACGGCGGAGUAGUUGUUUUGGGCCGACGUGGUUUUACGAAUGGACCCUCGAACGGCAUCAGUAUCGGUGGUCGCCCGUGGCUACAAAAAGUCGCGGCUUUAACAGUCGCUAUUUCGCUAACCAUUGCUACAGCGGAUACUUUCCGCGUCGCCGAGGAACAAUACGCGUGGGGAAUACAAAAUGCGCAGCAGCUUCAGGACGAUGUAUUAGGGGGAACCCAGUUAAAAGUCAUUCAAUUAAUAUCUGAUACCUUCCUCUGGCUGGCACAAGCUCAGACGCUCAUACGACUAUUUCCCCGGCAGCGCGAAAAGGUUAUCAUAAAAUGGACGGCCUUCUCGCUUAUCACGUUGGACGUCAUUUUUGGUGCCCUGAAUAGCUUUCAUUAUACGAAGCAGGGUAACACUAGGCCACGCAGUUUCACAGAUGCGGUGCCGGCACUGAGCUACCUCUUCCAGCUAUCUCUUGGGCUAUUAUAUGCUGCAUGGGUUCUCUAUUAUUCUCUUAUGAAGAAGCGAUAUGCCUUUUACCACCCCUUGAUGAAGAAUAUUUGUUUGAUGGCCACACUUUCUAUCAUAUCGAUUCUUGUUCCCGUCGUCUUUUUCGUCCUCGAUAUCGCAGAGCCUGAGUUUACCGGAUGGGGUGAUUACGUUAGAUGGGUAGGCGCAGCUGCAGCUAGCGUUGUUGUGUGGGAAUGGGUCGAACGAAUUGAAGCGUUGGAACGUGAAGAGAAGAAGGACGGAGUUCUCGGACGAGAAGUUUUUGAUGGCGAUGAAAUGAUGGAGGUUUUCCCUUCGGAUCUGUCUUGGCCUCGACGGCGGAAGAAUAAGAAAAAGAGCGACGAGGAGGAGUUUGACGAGGGAGAUAGCGGCAACAGCUCGUCGUUUGGCGGUCGAAGCAAUAUGUGGCCAGCUAUGUCGUCUAUUGCUAGCCGUGUUAGAUCGAGAUCGGAGAGCAGCCCGGACAGGAGACAGCAAGUUCCGUCGGCGGGCAGAUCAACAACACGGUUUUUACAGCCUCCAUUGUGGCCUCCUCGGCCGCCUCCGGCAGUCACUCCGGUAAGUAGGACGGACACUGCAAGCGCCGAUAGCACCGUUUACGCGGUUCGAUAUCAACCUCUUACGGAGACAACUACGAGAACUACAGACGACAGACCUGGACGCCCAUUAUCUAGGAGUAAUAGUGCCACGUCCUCAGCUUCAGGUCCGGUAUCAGGUCUGGUAUCAGAUGGCAAUGGGCAACCCGGAAGCAGUCCUCCAUCACGCCAGCCAUCGUCAGCGCGUGAACCGGAAAGGAAGGAAGCAAACACGGGCCUCUGGCAAAAUUUGAACCCAUUUAAUCGUGCCGUAAGGGAACCUCCUGCAGAGGUUCUCCCACAUACGGCACCUAAACAAUCCACGCAACGACGAGACUACGACAGUGUUGGUAGAUGGGACUUGCGAGGACGGAUGGAAAUUUUUACAGCGACGCAAGCAGAGAGGAUUCUGGAGAGGAUCCGGCCAACCCCCGAUACGGAUAGCUUACCGGUUACCGUCAUACCCGCCCCUCCACGGCGAGGUGCUGCGUUGGCACAGUUACUCGAAGAAGAGGAAUUGCAAAUCGAAUCACAAGAGCAGCCGGCCCCAUCGAGUUUGAACUCAACCCGCCCGACUAGGACUCCAAGCACAGCAACCGGGUCAAUGCCACCGCCACGUGGGAUUAGAAAUAAUAGUACGGCGUCGUCUACAUCGAGGACAACCCCUAGUCCAGCAGAAAGAAGUGAUCCAUCCUUUCGCAGGCCGCCUAUCACACGCGAAGGCAAUUCGUUGACAGCCUCGACUCAUAGGGGUGGGGACCAACGAGAAAGAAUGGCUGGCGAGAGGCGACCGGUAGAUGAUAUUUUGCGGGAUGAACACAGUCCUGCCUCGCCACCGGUAUAGAAAUCUCUGGCAUUGUCUAUUUUAAUCUUUCUGUGGUCUAAUGAAGCGUGGCGCUUGUGUUGCUUUUUGGGGGGGUCUAGCG